AUGAAAAGGCAUGCGAAAAAGAACAGAACUGGGAAGGAGAAGUUUCGACUUCGUCACCUGGAUACAUUUCCGGUUGGUCCGAAUGAAACAUGCACGCAGCAGGUAAUCAACCACUGGAUGGAUCAAACAAAGUCACGUGCAUCAAUUGUUAGAACGCAUGGAAGGGUUUGUUUGAAAUUUGGUCCAGGAGGUGUAGCUUCCAGUAAGGCAUUUUGGUGGCCUGAUUUGCAUCAGAAAGUUCUACCCUACCAAAACUUGAACGACGCCUAUCUAUCAUCCAACAGAAGUUCAGUUGUUUUGUGCAUCGACAUUGUUUCAAAAGAACCUUAUCAAAGAAGAAUUCACGUGCUCAAGGCAAAAAACAACGAACAGUGCAAUCGCUUGGCAAAUCUGUUGUGGAAACUGAAAGCGGUCCCGACUGCAUUUGAUGAAAAGCCGGUUUCCAGACCCUGUGUCGAUGCGGAAUUGAGCUUGAAUGGAGUGGAUGCGUUGAAGGCCCAAACAACGAGUAUGGAGAGAAAUAUCGAGAAUCAAAGUGUGUAUUUGGAUGACGCACGAGGUGCCAAAACGAAAAUACCUACCAGAUCAUUUCUGGUUGCACAAGUGGGGGGAUUUGUUGUCGGUAAAUCUGAAUAUGUGGAUGAAAAUAGGAUUGAAAAUUAUCUGGCGCAAUCUCAAGACAGGCUUGAAGCUAACAAUAUUACGUUUGACAUUUUGACGGUACACCCUGAUGGGCUUACUCUUAAACGAGGAGAUUGGUGGCCUCGCGAUGAAGAACAAAAGUUGAAUAUAAAUGAACUCAACAGAGUGGACUAUUGCAAAUCUACGGACAACCUACUUGUAUUAGACUAUAAAUUUCCCGAGUCGAAUAAAAGAAGAAUAUGUCUGUUUGCAGCUGACACUCCGGAAGAACGUAAGCUGUUAGUUAAGCAAAUAAAAGAUUUGAAAACACAAAGGAAUAUGAGCCCAUGCACCGACUCAGCGUCUGAAAAUCAGAGAAAGAACACAAUGUCUCAAGAGUUGAGUGGUGAGGAUUACAAUGUACCAAUUUCCCGCGAACAGCACAGUGACAAAAUACCUACCAGUAUGUCAAAAACUUGCCGGGCUUCUCCUGAUAAGAAAAGAGAAAAUCAAAAGGAUUCUCCCAAAAUUCUCAAGUGUGAGAAAAUCGGUCGCGAGCCGAAUGGUCCUCAGGAUUUUCCCAAGCGGUCCAUUUAUCAAUUUCCUCUGGAUCAUGUGGAUGCUUUCAGCGUAGAUGCUGAAGAAAUACUGGACCCUCAAAAGAUCGAGGACUAUUUGUCAAGAAAGCGGCAAGUUACAUCAGGAGAGAUGGUAAUUAUGGAGAUCGAUAGUGAUGGAAUAAAGUUGGAUAAGGGUUUAUGGUGGUCUGAAAACCCACGAGUACUGAAACGAACUCAAUCCGGCAUUCACGCCAUAUUUCCGUUACCGUCGGACGAUAAGCUGUGGGCUUUAGCUUACUUCACAUUCGAUUUAAGACUUAAACGAGUGCAUAUAUUUCGCUCAUUUUCACUCGAAGAUCGCAACAAAACCAUCGCAACAUUGAGGAAUUACGUCAACCCUGAUAUUUCAGCCAUUAUUAAUUUAGCUCGAGAACUCGGUCUGAGGCAGAACGGUCUUGAUGGGCAUUAUGUCACUUCUUGUGCGGUUAAAGUUGGUCAGCAAGGUGGCCAUGAGAAAAUACUGACGGCAAACUCUACUGGGCGAAAUAAAGAAAUCGUGCUAUCUCCUAGAAAUACGCCUAUCAAAAGUACUCCAUCUAUACAUCACCAAAUGGAGCGGUACGACAAGGUGGAUGUAAAAGAUACAAUUGAUCUCCAAUUUGACGAAGAGGACGACGAAAGUGAGCCUGUUUAUCUUAUGAUACACUUGACACCAUCUCCCACGUCGCCCAACGUUUUACGCAUAUCCUCAAAACCUUUAACGACGCGUAGCACUGAAACUUUAUCCAACGGACGUAAAUUGGAGGGGCAGUAUGCCGGACGAGGUCAACGAAAACCUGCCAGCAACUUUUCGAUGAACACGGAUUUAAACAAUAUUGAGGGUAUUGAACGCUUGUUACAAAAGGCAGAACCUUGGUCAGCAGAAUAUGACAACCUAGUCGCGAAUGCAGCACGACAGCAUAUGCUCCAGGAACACGACUGA
Molecule: messenger RNA, 2163 nt
Organism: Opisthorchis viverrini
Lineage: Eukaryota; Metazoa; Platyhelminthes; Trematoda; Opisthorchiida; Opisthorchiidae
Exons: 1
Coding region: 1-2163 (720 amino acids)
Source: RefSeq, a predicted model, not a curated record